Porites lobata is the source of this 21210-nucleotide messenger RNA. NCBI's taxonomy places the organism in Eukaryota, Metazoa, Cnidaria, Anthozoa, Scleractinia, Poritidae. The record is from the annotation of a GenBank genome assembly.
GGUUGACAAGAUGGCGUCAGACUUUGUCCAAGCUAUAAACACUUUCAUUUCGUUUUCUUUAGUUUAUUGUUGUUUUGUGCAAAUGCAAGCUAGCCAGAGGUAGUUUCUUUAAAGUUCCUUAAUUCUGAACAAGUUAUGUGGAAGAGAGAGGAGGUUGUCUCCAGCAGCGAUGAAAGUUUGGAGGAGGAAGUUUCUCAUGGGGUUCCUGGAGGUUUUGAAACUGCCGCCGGUGCGUGUAAAUUGAAGCCUGUGUUUGAUGACAUUUUCGCUGAUAUUCAAGCUAGUAUUCCUACCUUGGACUUAGAAGAUUCUUCAGAGGUAAGGAAUAACAAGAUGCAAUAUUGUACUAAAGUUGCUUUCCUUGAAGUUACGUUAAAAAUUGAACCGCCAGAGAGCUUGUGACAAUCUUUGUUGCUUAGGCAACAUGUACACUUACUCUCAAGGUUUAACGAACAGUCGAUAUCAAACAACUAAGGUUCAAUCACGUCAAAAGAACCUACUUGGUAAGAUUUCCGCACGACCCCAUGCGUUUAUUAUGGAUGCAUGUUUCGACUCUAUUGUAUUGACUAUUUGAGUGAAAUAAUAUGAAAUUGCUGCAAGCAAAAAUAAUGUAUUCAGCUGCAUGGAAAUUAUGUUUGACUCGUUUUCACAAAAAACAACUGAGAGUAGACAACCCUGAAAACUGGGACUCAGGCUUAAAGCGGUGCACAGCAUUGAGAGUCAAAUUGAGAGUCAUUUCAAAUAGAAGUAGCACUGGAUUUUAGGGUCAUCACACAAUAGUCCUUCCCAAAAGAGGAGGGAGGAGCGUUAAGUGAUGACCCUAAAGUGACAUGAAGGAGACUAAAUAGCUUGGGGCUAGUGGAGCAACCCACUGGGUUAGUUUGUUCCAAUACAAGUUAAAUUAUUACGAGUUGUCCUACAGGCAAGCAAAAUAAAGUAAAUGUAAGGGAACAAGGGGUUCACAGGCCUUCAGGACUGCUCCAAGCCAGUAAACUUCACCAAUAGCUUGUCCAAAGGGAAGAUAAUUUAAAAAAUUUCGUCUUACCCUGAGAAAACUUUAAGAAUAGCCAGAAUCAAUACUAGAUGUCCAUUUUAGAGAGGUGUCAAACUUAUAAGAGGUUUUUUGCCUCUUAGAAAAUCAAAUGACUAAAGAAAGGUAGGGAUCAACUCUAGGUGUCUGUUUUAGGAUGGUGUGUCUAGAUCUUUAUCAUAAAAGUGUCUGUUUAUUGACUGUUUUUGUCUUCAACAACACAGUCUCUACAGAAGUAAGGUGAAAAGGAAAGUUUUUAGAAUCCAAUUUAACUUCACAAUAAAAUUGCUUUGCAGGAGAGCAAUGACGGUGAAGAACCAGUGUUGUAUACAAGAAAAGCAUGGCCACUGUCCCCAGAUAUUUUGGCACAAACUAGCCUUAAAAACAGUGAACAAGUCUCUUCUCCUUUUGCCAAUGCUUCAGACAGUGGUUUGUCCCUUGUCAGCCCUGAUGGACAGAGCAGCUCGUCACUCUCAGAUAGUGAACAGGUUUCUUUUCCUUUAUUUUCUUUUUUGAAAAUUUGGGGGAUAUACUUAAGAGUUGAAGGUGAUAAGGUUUUUUAUUACAUAGACACCAACGAAAUAAAUUAACUUCUUCACAUGUGAAAAUAACAUGUUAUCUUCACAUGUGAAAAUAUUACCAUUGCUAUGGCUUUAUAAUAAACCGCACCUUUCAGACCAAAAAUUUUUUUAAGUAAAAUGGUUUGGCAUUUUAUUGGUGUUUAUAUAAUAAAUAGAAUAUUACAUGGUCGCUUGGAGAUACGAAAUUUCUCUUCUGACGCGUUGAAACUAAUAUUUCACUCGUUCGCUGUGUUCACUCGUGAAAUAUUUUUCAAAACUCGAAGAGAAAUUUCAUAUCUCCGCACUGCCAUGUAUCCUCUUUAUAACUGUACGAUAAAGGGGAGGUUAAAAAUUUUUUAGUUUCUCACCAAACUGUGUGGUAAAAUCUUUUGAAAGGUGUGCAACAUAUUGCAGGGCUUCUGAUAAUUCGCGCGGUCGCGGACCCGUGAAAUUCAGGUAUUUCCGCGAAAUCCCGCGAAAUCCCGCGAAAUUCCCCAGAAAACACGAAAUACCCCGAAAUCCGCCAGAAAUAUUUCCAAAUACAUGUUGGCAAAACACAUUUAAUACUUAUCUUGGCUAUUAGACCUGUUCUAUUCACCUCAAACGUCCAAAUUUAUCUUGAAACUGCGUCACUGCAACUAGUAAACAACGUCUCAAAAUAAACUACCAGGCGUCUUAGAUGAACGUUGCGAAAAACUGGGCACUAACCAUAAUGAUAACAGCUUUAGCAUUCGCUCAUUUCUUGAGCGAACUGUUGUUGAAAGAGCAAGUGAUUAUCCCUGUUAAAAAAACGUUAAACAAUGCUGGUCAUAUCGACGCAAAAUUGAUCGAUUUUAGCGAAAUUUGCCAAAAACAUCCAGCGAAAUCGGCUGUUUUUUACUGAUUGUUUCUUGGCGAAGUUUCCCCCAAAAAUUUCCCGUGAAAUAGGCCGAUUUUUCUAAGAAUUUGCCCCGAAAAUCCUUCGAAAUUUGACUUUUUCCGCUAAAAUCCCGCGAAAUCGGCCGAUUUUUCUGCAAAUUUUGACUUUACUCCCGCGAAAAUCACUCGAACUGGGCCGAUUUUUUAGCGAAUUUUGACUUUUUUCCCGCGAAAAUCCCGCGAAAUCGGCCGAUUUUUCCGCGAAUUUGCCCCUGAAAAUCCCGCGAAACUUUGCUUUUUUUUCCGCGAAAUAUCAGAAGCCCUGAUAUUGGUAAUAACGACCUGCAUGUUUACAAACCAGUUAGGUCAUGGUGAUUGCCAAUUUAUAUGCAAUGUCCCUUAACAAUCUGCUUCUCUGGGUACUCUCCUCCCUACAAUCUUACCCUGUAUAUGUUACAGGUCAAAAUUAAAUGUUUUCAGUAAACAUUUUUAACCUAGGUUGACUCUCAAUUUCCUUUGUCUCCCAGCCCUAAUUCAUGAGGGAGACAAGCAAAAUUGAGAAUCAACCCAGGUCUGAAUUUAACUGUGAUAUAUAACAUUCAAUGAUGAUACUCCAUUCCCUCUUUGUAAGUCUGGGGUUACUGGCACAGAAAAAGUAUGCCCAUGGGCCUUUGAGUUCAAUACAUUCUCUGCAAAAAGAACAUUAUACAUGGUUAUAAGGCUCUCAUGGGAGAGGCCCAAGUUGCCCAUGCCAUCACUAUUUUUAGGCCAAACUGAAGCCUGCGGGGGAGAGAAAAAUUAUUUUAAUUUGAGGUCAGACCUCCCUCUGAUAGUAGGUAUUAGAUGAGUUGGCCUGGUCCCCCCCUUUCUUGUAGAUCUGAAUCUGCCUGUGCUACUCAUAUUCGCUGUUCAUGAGUGCCUAAAGUUGUCAUUGUUCUCAAGGAAAGAGUUGGGCAGAAUAUGGGCCUUUUUGUCAUUUACUGUUCAUUAUUUCAACAACAAUAAUUGAGCUGUUUUUAUCUGCUUAUUUUCUACUUUGAGAAAUUCUGAACUGGAAUCUGACGUCUGCCGUAUACGUGAUUCUUAAACUCCCUAUUGUUAGCCAUUUAUUUAAGUUUUCUAACAGUUUAUUCAUUUACUGUCUACUUUAGGAUAGUAUUGAAUUGAUUGACUCUUCAUCUGCUGGGUUGCCAUCAACUCUAGAAAAACUGACAGUUCCAGCUGAUACUGACCUGUUUUCUGAAGCCUCUAAAUCCAAAGGCUUAUCUCCUUCAACACUUUCUCAAGAUGUCAAUAACCCUGAUAAAGUGGAGCUUAGAUUUGAUCUGAUAGAGCACUUGAACCUUGGCGAUUUUCUCCAGCGUACUAAUGAGGUUACUGUCUCGCCAGUAUUUCCACCCACCCUUAGUGACAGUGACAACAGUGAUUCUGAAGGCAGUGGCAACAGCUUAAUGGAAGAGCUUAUAAGACUCAGUAGAAAGCAACAGAAGGACGCUGCUCCUGAACCCAACAGUCCCAUUGAUCACCUAUCACCACACAGUUUGGAAAGUGCUGUCCACAAGAUGCAUGAUGUUAGUGUGAUGAGUAGUCCAUCUGUAGCCUCUGUGGGAGUCACAGCAUUGUUAGAUCCUUCCACUCAAAGCAGAUCUAAUGACACUGUGUUCCUGGACUUAAGAAGCCUUGAGGAAGAUACUUCUUCACAGGUAGUGAUCAUGACUUUAAAGUUUUAAAAGGAAAGUCGCCGCCCACUUUCUUGCAAGCUCCGCUUAGAUUGAAUCAAAUUUUUAUGACUGUAUAUAAACUCAUGUAAAUAUUUCUUGUUAUAACAGAUGUAAAUUUUUUUUGCCCCAUUGUAAGUUUAUUAUUGUAUAUUUGUUAUUAUUGUAUAUUAUGACACAAUAGCCCCAUAUAGAGGAGUCGUAAUACAGUGUAUGUAUGUAUGUAAUAAUUUUAUAACUUGAUAGUUGUGCAAUGCUAUUUGUUAUGGAGUUUUGCUGGUUAAGUGACAAGGAUAAAAACUUUUAGAUUUGUGUUACGUUUUCAGACCAAGUUUUGUGCUGUACAUACCGGUAAUCUUUUGUCAUGCUAAACUUAUACAGAUAGUAGGGAGUUGCCUGAAGUAAAAAGGGCAAAAAAAGAAAAUGAAAUCAAGCGAGGCAAAGAGAGAAGAGGAGGGAGCAACCCUUACUGUUCUCCCCAGUUCUUCCUCCCCUCUUUGUUUCUUUCUUUAUGUCACACCCCUCCCUAGUAUCUGAAACCAAACAUAGUUAAGCCCAUCCAGACUGAACAUAUUGUACUUGUGAAAUGGAACAGUCUGUAGUGGUCUGUAUCAAAAGUUAAUGAAUGCCAGAUAUAAGCUCAGGAAAGUUUAUAUCAAAAGCGAAUUUUACUCUUAAAUAAUUCAUGAACACAGUUGAUUGUGUAGCGGUUUACAAACCUUUACAAGUUACCAAAUACUAUAAAUAUUGAUUGGUCAUAUUUUUUAUUAAUGAGUAAAUUGAAUUUUACAAGUAUAGAUGAAAAUAAUAUACCAAGCAUUGAAGCUUUCAGCUGCCUAGCACUGUCUUCUUCAGUACGCAAGCUACAGCUAAGAAUAAGAUCUAGCUGAAGUUGGAUCUUUCUGUAUUUGAUUUACAGUCUUGGUAAAAAUGUGUGUGAACAUUAGGUUUCACCUAAAAACGGGCCAUCUGUGAUCUGACCAUAUAUUUUUCUCAUAAAUUAAUAACUGUUUAUUAAUCUUUUUUUCAUAAAGAGUCACCAGACAUUACCAUCUUCAAUAUGCAGGAUACUAGGUAUCAGCAAUGAUUCCACCAAGUAAGUAACAUACUUUGUUUUUCCAGUUUUAAUUUUUGAGAGUAGAAGGAUCCAAUUUGUUCCCUGGAAAUUUCAAGAUUGCGUUUUCUCAAGCAAUUCCAUUUUCCGCCCUAGGGAUGUCAUUUCUUUAUUUGUUCAGCAGGUUCUUUAAUCAAAAAGAGUGGUCAUUGGUUGCAUUGAUUUUUGUAAAGUCUUGCUUGCUAUUAAGGAUUGUUUGGGUUUAGUUAGAGCUAUGUCUUUGAAAUAAGCUGCACUAUUAAGGUAGUUUCAGCUAAUAACAUAAUCUUGACUUUUAUUUCAUUUUCAGUUUGUCAAGCAGCUCCGAUGAGGAAGAAGACCUUCAACAUUGGCAGGAUCAGAGGCGAAGGGCAAAAGAGGCUUCUUUGUCUUGUGCAAGGCAGAAAGAGAGGCACACAAAAAAUUCUGCAGUUCAGCAUCAAAAUGUGGUUGACCAAAGGAAACCGGCCAACAAUGAGAUUUUUGAAAGAUUUCGUAUGAAAAAUGUGCAGCCAAUUUCUGACAAAAGGACUGUUCAUGUGGUUGUUGAAAAUGAAAAGAAGGUGCUGGAGCUUGGAACAUCACAGAAGUCAGAAAAUGUAGAUAUUAAUUUGUCAAAGACAUGUGGAGUGUCAAAAGAUGAAAUAGUUCAUGGCACAAAGCAGGCUUGGGUGGAUAAGUCAGAUCUUAAAAAUGACAAACUGCAUGUAGACAAUGCAAUUGUAGACAAGAAAGCGCCAAAAAAUGAUCUUGUUCAUGUUGAGGAACAGACUCCUUCACCUUUCACAAAAAACGAAAAUAGGGUGACGGUUGAUAGCAAGGUUAGUCCGAGUCAGAGAAAUGAUUUGAGGACUAUCAAUGACAUUGUCAGGAAGGAUCUGAGCUCAUCAAAGACUCAUGAGUUAAGGAAGGCCAAUGUUACACAUAAACAAGUACUUACAGAAGAGGAGAAGUCGAAAAGGCAGAGACUUCUAAGGAGUCUCCAGAACUUAAAACCUCAGAGAUCUUCCCAUGGGCACCACCCAGCUGCUCCUUUAACACCUGUUCUCUUCCAUGAGGUAUUGUAAAUGACUGAUCAGAAUCUAAUUCAACCACCAAUUUUUGCUUUUCACGUUCUAGUUGUGCUGGGGCGGCAUAGAGAUUAUUUUACAAAAAACUUUGAUCCACGUGCACGAGUCCACGAGUUGUUGUUUUGCUUCAUAAACCUACUGAGUUUUAAGCGUUCCUGUUACUAUCGCCAUCAUAGUUUCGUAAAGUCCCUGAUGACUUGGUUAGGAGGGAGUCACUUUUGACAAAACCCAGGGGCUAUUCCUGGGAAUUCUUGGUGGGGUUGUGCCGCCCCGUUCUUCAAAUACUACCCUACUUCAGACAAAAAAAUGUCAUUUUCCACAUCCGUUUUCAGGCCCAGCGUCUUAAAUCCAUACCCGUUUUCAGACCUGGUAUAGGUAGAAACUAAGUCAUCAUUCUUUGACCAGAGCUCAAUCAAAAAGGAUUCAUUAAAAUCCAUUCCGAAUUCACAUAUUACUCUUUCUUUAUGAUUCAUUUGGAAUUGAACCGAUAAAUACGUUUAUACACUUCCGUAGUUUCCUCGAAAGCCAUACCCAUUUCCAGACCAAAAUGUGCUAAUUUAUAUCCGUUUUCAGACGGAAACGUCGCAAAAACCAUACCCUUUGGGGCGGCACAUACCUGUAUGGCUUAUAUAGUGGGGACUUCCGGGGGAAUUUUCAGAUGAAGAUGUCUGAGAUGUACCCUAAUGAGAACAAACCAAAUACUAUCAUGUGUCUCUAACGCACUACUAAUCAUGACAGCUAUAAUUCAAUAAACGUUGCUUUGGCAAUAGGUCAUUGGCCAUUGGGCUUUAAGCAUUGGGCAGAUAGAAUUCACUGCAAUGACCUGCUUACAAUGUACAUCAGGGUUCGUACGCGUCUUGAAAACCCUUGAAAACCCUUGAAUUUCAGGAGUCCAAUUUCAAGGCCUUGAAAGUACUUGAAUUUCGUUUUCGGUCCUUGAAAGUUCUUGAGUUUUUAUUGAACAAGUUCGAAAAUGUUCUGCACUAUCUGUAAACCCAAAACGUAGAUGUUAACACAAACCCUUUUCUUGGUUUUGAGGUAAAAUUGUCAUUAAAAAAGUCCUUGAAAGUCCUUGAAUUUUUGGCCUGAAAAAGUGUACGAACCCUGGUACAUGUAAGAGACCACCAAACAAUAGCUUCGCAGUGCGCAAUUCCCAAUGCCCAAAGCAGCCUUCAUUGAAUCAGUAUGGUUGAAUCCAUCAAGAUCCCUUUCAAUCAGUAAUAUUUGCACCGUCAUUCUCUGUUCUCAGGAAGCCUCAUACGAGAGGGAUGUUAUCAGUUUACGAGAUUAUGACGCAAAUACUUCUUAUCUGCUGUUAAGCACCAAACUAUCAAGCUGCGGAGAGCUGUCUGUCAUCCGGCAGGGAACAAGAGGAGCGACUACUCCGGAUACAGACUGCUUCUCACACCUUGUAACCUUUCUGGCCUGUUUAGUAACUCCCAGUGUGAACACUACAGAUUAUGCUGAGGUGUGUGGUGCACCCUUCUAUGUCGUAGGCUUCCAGCAAAGCUGGCAUGAAGGGCAGCUCAAGAUUGACAUUGGGAUUUGCAGUCGUGCUGAGAUAGGGGAAAACCAAAAGAAAUCCAAAGCAAACAACUCUUUUAGACAGGCUGUUAGCAAGUUUCUCUCUACCAAUUCACUACACACUGUCUUUGCUCGCUUUUCUGAAUUCACGCCCAUUCCCGAAUACCUCACAGAGAUAAUGACAAGCAAGAGGAAUUUAUCCACCCUGCUAACUGUGAACUCGGACCCCGAGGCCAUGCACCGUGUGUUUGGAGCUAAGCCCGGAUUCUUCUGGCAGACAAUGGAGUUGGAUGAUUACCCGACUGAAGAGAAAACCGGAGGUAAAAUUUGCGAGGGACCCGAGAUUCAGAACACGGUGAUGCUGCUACAGCAUGCGGUGUUUCAUUCGCCGUUCUGUUUGGUUGAUGUGCUGAUGCGCGCACGCAGCAAGGCUUUGGAUAUUUCUGGUCUAAGGCUGGCUUACCACAGAGAAUAUCCCAAGGAAAAAUCAGGUAUUAAUAGACUGUAGAUUUUGUCUUUGCGUGCGCCAUAUUUUCUCGAUUAAACCGACUUAGACUGCUUUCCAUUCAGCAAAUGUUGAAGGAAAUUAUUGCGUAUUCAGACGUUCUUUUUGCCGUCGCCGUCGUCGUUGCUAAAGCAAAGGAAGGCCAGUUUCAAAUAAAUUAGAAAUAAACCUUAGAUUAAAAUAUACGGUAGAUAUUUCAUGGAAGCGAUCCCUUGUUUGCAGUUGAUCAGCCUCUGGAACGACGCAUUUUUCGUAGAUCUUUGUUUGUGACAGCGAGUUUCUUAUGACCUGGAAUUGAUUUUUGCCUGAACAAGUCCAAAACAAUCAUACUGUAAGUAAGCGAUUAAAUAUAUUAGCGAACAGAGGAUAAGAGAAACUUUAAUAAAGUUCAGAUAUAACAGGCACUCUUAUGGGUUGAAAAAGUGUGCUUUAUGUGAGUGUAAAACACGGAGCUAAAGUUUGUUUUGAAAAUAAGAACGUAAUGCCUGGAGAAUUUAACGGAUUCUUUAUCAUGAAGCAAAUAAAGAAGCCUUGACUGUGCUCUGUUGUGUUGUAAAGCACUUAAAAAGCGGCGUAAGCACUCAAGAAGUAGAGAGAAACAUUCGACGACUUCUCGUGUUUCUCCCACACUUCUCUCGUCCUCUAGUCGGUUCCUGCGUGCUUUGCAACACAACGAGCACAAUCAAUAAGUUAAUUAAGGGCUGUUUUUGUUUUCACAGCGAAUGAGUCUCCACUUCCGAUCUCAUUGCUACCUGAACAAACGCCAGCCGAGAUUUCCGUCUUGGUGAUUGCACUUCGUGGUCCCCAUGCCAUCUCAAGGUGGCAGGACGAGGUAGGUCCUGUGGAUGCUAAACUCGCACAACGAACGGACCCCAACUCAUUACGAGCCCUGUACAGCAACGGAGCAAAGGCAGACCACUUAUUUUGGUGCCCAAGAAAUUCGCAGAGUGCGGGGACCUCUCUAGCACGAUGGUUUGGAGGUCGGGUCCCGGAAAGUGGUGUUGUAAACAUCGGGUCUAAUGACCUUUUGGAGGUGCAUGAUCAGAAAAAUAAAGUUUCGCCUAGUGGAAAGGGACGGAAUGCUGCCAAAGCCCAGGAACUUCUUACGAGUUCCCUUUACACCACUUGCAGACCGCCACCGCACUUUUUGACCUCAGUCAUUGACACAAGCAUUUUCUUCGUCCUUUCACCGGCUGUUCCCAUUAGGUAUCUAGGAAAGGUGCUCUGCAUGUGCUUUGAAAAAGGCUUUAGUCCUCAAGGUAUUAAGCGCUUGCGACUAAAUCCCAAUCACUUUGGCGGAUUGGGUCUUGCGCCUGAAGUUUUAUCCACGUUUUGUCCCAGACGUGAAAAGCAAUCGAAUGGCGUCUCAAAGACACCUUUCCCAGUGUCUUCUACAAUUCUCUUACUCAGACGUGAAAACGCAAUUCAUCAUCCCAUAUCAGUUCUUAAACCACUUGCAGACUCCAUCGGAUUGCCUCAGUCGAGUUUUCUCUGCGUGCCUUAUACUGACUCCAUGUUCAAACACCUUGGCGGUGAUUUUUCUCAUUCUCCGGACCCAGCUGCCUACCCUGUGGAUCUUCUGAGGCAUGCGUUUCACUCAAAUCCUGAACUAGAGCAAGUCUGCGUUGUAACGCUGUUGAAGGAGAAAGCUACCAUCUCUGCUGGAGAGGUUCUUAGUGAGCUUCUUCUAGAAAGAGAAGGGGUAGAGACAACGAAAGAAAAGUUGUCUUCCAGUUGUGGAUUUGAACUUUUAGGUCUCAAACUUCUCCCUUCGCUAUCCAUGCAUCAGGCUAAAGAGUUUACCCCCUGUAAGAUUGGUGAUGCGUUGUGGAAAAGAAGCCUCCAAAGCCUCACAUCGGGCCCUGCACUGGUCUUAGCUCUGAGAGGAGUCGAUGCUUUUGUGCGACUGCAACGCUUUGUAAAAUCGCAUUCAGAUCUGACCAAAGCAAAACUUUCUAAAGAAAUCAUUUCCCAGGAAAUGCUCAUGUCCUGCACGCCUGAACUGGCUUGCCGGCAGCUGUCAGUCGUUUUCUUUGACAGGGAAUUGUUCUCCGACCAAUCAGCGCGUAGGAACCUUCACCUCCUGCCCCCACCCCGGAGAGUAGUUAGAAGUGGUUCUAGUGGUAGCAGUGAGUCCCUGAAUGAAGCAGACGGUUCUAGGAAACAGAGAAACCGAAGAAUGGGUCUCAGCAAUUUACCAUUGAAGGCCUCUUUUGGCAGUGUGGAGACGCUAAGAUAUGAGGAUAUGCCAGUACUCCAGAGCUUGCUGGAAAAACCCCGCGUUAUACCCACAGUAUGUAUUCUGAAGCCAGGCAUCGCGUGUAAGCAUCUUGGCAAAGUGCUCAAACGCCUUGGUCAGGAGGGAUUCUCCGUGGCUGGCAUGAAGAUGAUGAUCCUGUCGUCUGUAGACGCAUCCACUUUGAUGGCUAAUCAGGUGAGAAUGGACUGACAAACUUUCCUCUUAUUUCUAUACGAAACAUCACCAGGAGUGGGCGAUUUCUCUGCAAACCAAUUUUAUAAGCGUUAUGGAGUUAGUUUCUUGUUCCUUAAGCAAUUUAGUUGACCCUUGUGACAUUGAAAACUUAGAUACAAGGAAAGGAAAACUGUAUAAAGAUGUAACAUGUUCUAGUCGUCACUCGUUUAGGAAUGGAGUGAAAGCUCAACUGAACUACACUGUCAGUCAAACUAAAGAGACUUCUCAAAACACGAAGUACACGAGGGCUUUGUACGAGCACACGUACUACACCUUACCUCCCCCCCACCUUCCCCAAUGUUGGUUCCACAAGAGUAUUUGGGCUUCAACUUCUUGAAAAUCAACGUUGAAUGAGACAGAUGGGAAGAAAUCAGCAAGCUUUAUCACAUUUUGUAUUUAGAUUUUGGCUUAUUUUUUCGACAGUUGCAAAAGAUCGGAAAUUUUGGCCAUAUGGAUCUCACCAUAGAUCACCAGAGUUUAUGUUUCCGUUUAAUCGAACAUUUACUGCUCUACCAAAACAUUGCAACCUCGUCCCCAGGGCUACUCGGCUGCCCUCCCCUUGUCUGGUGAUUAUUCUGUACUAGUGACGUCAUUUUCGGAAUAUCGCAAACGUCUUCCAAAUUUGGUCAAGCUAUCAGAUUAUGAAGAAUGCGCCGUGGGAUGUGAGCCAAUCAGAAACGAAAUAUUUUGAAUGGACAAUAAUUUACCUCCUUAUUCUCUCGUCCUUUUCACUGAAUUACAUGAUGUGACAUUGCAGGAGAAAGACCUUCAGCGUCAUGUAAGUUACAUGACUUCCGGUCCUGUCUUGGCGCUCUGUCUUCAGCGUGAAAACGCUGUGGGGCGUCUUCAAAAGGUACUGGGACCCAGUGAUGCUCGUCUGGCCAAGCGACAGUCCCAAUUCUUUCUACGAGGUUCAUUUGGAGAGGAUUCUGUUCGAAAUGCCUUUUACGGUACGUGACAGAAAAUGGGGAAAAUCUUAGGCUGAUUUUUCUUGGCUAAAAGAUUUAAUAGUGAGCUUAAGCAAAGACGUCAACCGGAAGUGGUCUUUUUUUCAUUUUUGGACGGUGGUUUGGCCCAAAUGUUUGGACAAAUCGUCUCUUUAGUAGUAAAGACACUUAGAAAUACAAAUUUGGUAGCGUCAAGGUGCUUUAAAAUGAAAAAGACCUCACUUCCGGUUGACGUGCGUCGCUCAAAAACGCCUUUGUUUAAGCUCUGUAUUAUCUGUUUCUGUCACCUUUUGUCACGCAUAGAGUCUUAUUUCUCUCUUCAGUAAUAUUCAGAAGCUACAAUCUUUGACAAAAAGUGUUAAAAAUUUUACCCUUUGUUACCCGGAGGGCCUCCAUCCCGCGGAAUUUGUCUCGUAACGACCCGUUCCCCCACCCCACCUUGGUCAAUGUUGUUCAGUUGGUUGGGGGAGAAUAAUCCAGGGGGACUUUGUUUCUUUCGCAAGGGUAGGGGGGGGGGGAUUAGAAUUUGUAAUUGCCAGUGACUACAUGGCAACCUCCAUUCUUUUUAACAUAUUUGUUCAAGAUUGUACCUUUAUCCGGCAAUCUUUGUUGUACUUGAAAUGAUAGCCAGUCUUUCACCUGGUAUUUGAUUCGCUCGACCUCAGCCUUGCUUUAAAAUACUAAAACCUCUAAAACAAAACAACAACAACAAAAGAAACUAAAAUAGGAGUUUCCGAAUCUUGAAUGCACUUGUUUACCAGUCUACUCAACAUAUUUGAAGGUUUUUUCAUACUCAUAAUUUCUUACACGGUCACUUUAUCUCAGGAUCUGCUACAUACGAGGAAGCUAUCAGAGAUGUGAAGCUUCUGUUUGCUGAAGGCAUUUGCUGUCCACCUUCCAUCGACCUCAAGGCGGAAGAGGUAUGUCAGUAAGAAAAAACGAAAAAAAAUUCAACAAAAAGGUUUGAAAGCAGCAACUCCGUGAUUUUCGCGCUAUGGCCAGUACCUGCGCAUGCGCACAGCUAUAUCACAGUGGAAGAGUGGGACUCAUACCGUAGAGCUGGUGUAGGGUGUGUUCUUCUUGCUGGAUUUUGCUUUUAUGUCGGUCAGCCAAUUCGCUUCAAUUAGGCGCAAUCGCUGUCUAGUAUCUUAGCUGUUUUUAUUGAUCAGGUUAUAAGUACUCUCCAAUACCUUUUUACGUUAACAUUAGCCAAACAGAUUGUACAUCAGCAAAUCGUGUCAGCUGUUGUGUAUUCAGUAGAAGAAGAAAAUAGUUACAGGAAGCCAAAUAUAUUGUCACGGAUUGUGCACACAAAAAUUCCCAUGUCGGUAUAGUUCGCAGCAUAAAAGCCACAAUAAACUAGGAUUACUUUUACAUUUCAUGCGUGUUCAACGGUUUUAAUUUCGGCCUCUAGAUCCCAUGCCUCGCACUGGACGAUAUUUUCAGCGUCACAGCCAAAAGAGAGCUGGUGGAGCUAACCGCUGAAGAACAAGCCAAAGUCGAUACUGGCCCAGGAAUGACGUUAUUGCCAAGUUCCUUGCUCGAGAUCAACUGUUUAUUAUUACUGCCGCAAAUGCUCGAUUGCCGAGCUCAGCAUAGCAGUCGGCGGGGAGCUAGUAUCAGCUAUGCAGAGAUCAUAGAAGCGCUACUUACCGCUGGCUUUCAUUUCAUUGGGCUCAGAUGUCUGCUGCUUGGAGUGGCCGAGGCCGCAGAUUGUGCGAAGUUGUACAGCGGUUGUUUGCCUGCUGGUUGGAAAGCUCACCACCUGGUAAGGGCGUAGCCUGUUGUGUUCAUCUCAGUGAAGUGCCUUGGUGUUUAAGUAAUCUAGGUUGUAUGCAUACCGCUAAUAGGCAGAUUUAGCAAAGAUAACACGACGGCAGUGACAACGGCGCGCGCAAAUAUAAUCAAACAACUGGCUUGACCAAUUGCAGAGCCGCCAAUUGGGCACCGACUUUAGAAAAGAGAAAGGGACUGGAGCCGAAAUGUGUCCCGCAAUUGGCCAAUUUUUCCCAUGUCCCUAGUAACAGUCCCCGAUGCCUUUGCGAAACUUAACUCGGUCCAGGUUCCUUCAAUUUUGUGGCGAAUAGGCCACUUCUGAGUUCCAAAAACCCUCACUUUCAAAAUGAGGCCAAGUGCACAACUUUUCCAUGUCUAAGGCUGUGCGUCACAGUAACCUGCUAGAUACAGUAAUCGGUGCUUUUGUCUUUAUAACAUGUCUGGCAAUUGUCUGUGCCUGGGUUUUUGCUUCACUUGUACUUGCGUUGGUAGAUAUAAAACAAGGCUUUACUAGUUGCAGUUCAUUGUAGUUAAGAAUUAGUGAGCUCUCGGUGACGGACGGGUUUGAUUUCUCAGUCACACUAAUUCACCUUCCAUUUAAUGACAGGUGAAUGUUGUGUGAUCGCAGAAGUCAAGUCACUAAACAUAAUCUUCAAUCAAAGCACUGCAUUUUUAGAAGUUGUUUUUUGUCAAGGAACCUGUGAGAAAAUUAAUUGGGAAAACGUUAACAAAUUCAUCACUAUUGGCACUUUUUAGGGAAUUUCAGACCAUAACGGAUCAGUCACAUAUUAUAGCUGCUUUGGGUCGGUUAGCUUCACAUCGAGUGAAGCCAGAUUGGACACCUUAUGAAUUUUACACAACGCAUUAUUUUCAUAAUGGAACGAGACUGGAAUGUAGAAUGAGGCUAGAAUAGCUGAAGAAACCAAAACUACAGAGCGCCAGUUAUGGAGAGAACACAGUGAUCUGCAGUGAUUAGGGUUAAGCACUGAACUGAAAACGGUUAGCUUUCAAAUAUUGUAAUGGGGUACGGCAUAUAUAAGAACAUGUAAAUUUUAAAAAUUACUGGAUUUGGCAGCUAGUCCUCGAUGGUGUAGUGGAUAUGGAUGUAGGCUAUAAAGCAAGUGACCCGGGUUCAAAGCAUCACAGUGGAGUUUUUCUACUUCACUUUUAUAUUACACAGUAAAGUUGGACUUAAGUUGUUCUUCAUGUAAUUUUACUGAAAGAAACAAGCUGACUUCAGCCGAUGUUACCUAAUGCUAACCCUUUGGAUCAGUACAGCUUUUUAUAGAGUGUUUUCACAUGACGUCACGGUGGCCAUAUUGGUGUCCCAAAACAAUGAAACGGCGGUCAUGUUGGUGUCCCAAACCAGUCCCGUGAGAGUUGAACUCUUUUCUUAUGCAAACGCUUUCCUUUGUUCCAAUAAAUUUGCAUAGAUGCUGGCCAUGUGAAUGAAAACGCUCUAUAGAUGGACAGCCUUUUUCGUUCGGUAAUCACGUGAUAGACUCGUGACGGUACGACCGUACGUGCACAGACUCUGGGAGAUGGGAAGGGGAAGAAGGAGCCUCUGGACAGGAGGGGAGGGGAGCCCCAGGCAUGAAACCUGAACAUCAAAAUGAGUACUUGAAACCGUAGGAAAUCACAAGAAGAAGCACAGAAAAGUCAAAAAAUAGCAAGGAUAGGCAAACUUAAGAAGUUAAAAACUGAUUAUUUCCAGAUAAACUUUAAAAACAGUGAACCAACUUUUUUCAACGGGGAGCAUAAGCAAAGACGUUUUUGAGCGACGCACGUCGAUCAACCGGAAGUGGACUUUUGCCAUUCAUGGUUUUGCCCAUAAAUUGCGUUCGGCAAAUCGUCUCUGUAAGAGUAAGGACACUUAGUAAUACAAAGUUAUUAGCGUCACGGGAUAUUUAAAAACUUAAAAUGCAUCACUUCCGGUAGACGUGCUGCACUCAAAAACGCCUUUACUUUAAUCAGCCCUCUUAUAAAAGACGUUUCUCUUUUAAAACCAUUUGUAGUUUAAAGCUCGCAGAUAAAAAAAAUAUAAUUAGGUAAAGCAUUGAAAAUACCAUCACCCAACCCGUUUAAAGGCCUUGUUUCGCUGCUCAAUGACUUGACAAACUAUACCGCCUGUUAAUAUUGAGGUUACUCUUGUGUGCACGCAUAUUUGCCAUCUCGGAAGUUACUUUCCUCGUUAACCUGAAGCAUUCGCUGUUACUUCCUGCCACAGACAAUAUGAAUUCUGCAGUUCAGCAUCGUUGUAGUGCAGUACUACUUAUUGUAAGACACGUCAAUACCCAUAUGGAUUUUACAGCAAUGGAAAUGGCGCUAUAGAAAUAACUGUUAUUAUUAUUUUUAUUAUUAGUCGUUCAUCACUCCAGUAUAUUUAUAUAUUUAUUUAUUUUAAAAUGCUAAGUUAGCUCUCAGUUAGGCGAUAGAGUGAUUUUCGUAUUUCCUUGAAAAAUGGUUUCGGUAAGUGUUUGUUAUUUGUUUUAUCAGCCAAUGGAUGAAAAGAACAAAACAUGGAUUCUUCGUUUUCCCGCCUAAGAAAACCCUAAUAUGGAGAAGGCAUUGUUCGAUUGACCAAUCGUGUUAUAGUAUGACGUCAAAGCGAUUUCUAGAAAGUUCUUCGGGCAUGAAGUUUUUUCAGCCGAGCGUUCGCUUAACGAACCAAAAGCCAGGUGUGUUUGUAUCCGUUCGAUAAACCAAUCAAAUCGCUUUAUUUCCGUUCGCUUGUUGUUUCUGUUUUGUUCGCGAGUUUUCAUUUCGAAAAUCGCUCUAGCUCUGAAGAUGAUAGAGACACUCAAAACGUGGUCACAAGUGAGGCCUCAGAUCUUUCUGCAGAAAACAGUGGAAAAUUCCUCUAAAAUCAGCUCGAAACUGUAACAGAUAUAACUGUGAUUGAUCAUUCCCGCCAUUGAUUGAUGCAUAUUUGUAGGGGGAGAUUAUUUAGUGUAUUGUAACCACGCCAAACUUCUGAGUUAUCAUCAAUUUUUCUUGAUAUCUUGGUGAUCUGCUGUAAUUUGCGUUGCUACUCUUGCUUUUAUAUUUCUUUCUCUUUUUUCUUUUCAAAGUAUGACUUUUUUAACAGUGUUGUAAUUACGUUUACAAUAAUAUCUCUAUUUUUUAAAAAAAAUUUAGGCUGCUCAGCUUUCCAAGACGUCUUGUAUUGUCAUGGCUGUGUUGCGUGACGGUGCUGUCACAUGUUAUGAUACACUGUGUGACAGGUGAGUGCAUACAAUUCGUCGAAUCUAUAUAAUAAAAAGAGGGAGGAACAUACUAAGGCAGGGUAACUGUGAUUUAAAAUGUAAUAUUAAUUUGUUAACGUAGUAUAAGCACUCAGGAGAUCUUAAGAAUUAGAAGCUUUUGUCCGUUCAAGAUCGAUGGAAGGGUUGGUUCAUGGUUUAUUAAGUAGUGCGCACGCGUGAAGCGUCAUUUUGGCGGGAAAAGUGGUAGCCGUCGGCAUUCUACUACGGGUUUCGGAACUAAGUUAUCAAAUUUUAGAAGUUCUCGUUUAAUAAAAAUAACCGCGCAACUGCAACAACAACAUCAACAACAACAAACAAAAGAAGUAAACAGAGACUUAAUAAACUUAACACUUUUACUAAAACACGCCUUAUUUUUAUUAUAAUUGCAGCUCUCCAAAAUUGAAAAAGUCCGGAAAUUACAUGUUGGCAGGGAGGACGCUUAAAGAGGUAAUCUUAAAAGUUCCAGAUGACCAACUUCCAUCGGUGCUUGCUCUCACCUGCUGUCAGAGUUUCUUCCUUUUUUUGCGAGAGAAGUGCGAAUGCCCGUUGUGUUUGUAUUCAUUUGUUAUGAGCAACUGAUGUUACAAAUUGGUAUGAGGGACCAACUGAAGAAUACUAUAAUGUUACAAAGGAAAGGGCUAGUCGGAGAGGCUACUGAAAGGACUGACAUACUAGAUGGUUACCAUGAGCAGAGCAUGAUACAUCACUGCGGGUCCAGGACUGGGAAAGGCAUCUAAAUCUUUUUACUUAAAAGAAUAACGAGAAUGUUCAAAGUUACAUACAUACAUACAUAAGUAUUUUAUUGGCUUGUCCCACAGGGCUUUUCAGAGUCAAUGUUACAAUAAUAAUUUAAAGAAACACAGUCACACAGAAAGCUAAAACCACGAAAAAUAAUUAACUAAACUAGGAGACGUCGGAAGUAGUUUCUUGAUCAGUGAGCGGGAAUAAUUCUUUAGAUUGUCAGUUCGACGUUCAUGGAGAUGUAUAUUCCGAACAGUCUCUCAGCAGUAUACUCUCUCGUCGGUUGGCGGUUGGUUGCGUAUUAAUCUCGGACUUCCGUUAAUACCUUAUAGUGGGAGGUAUUUAAAGUUUCACUAUACAACUUCACCAAAUACUGUAAAAUCCUUCCGCCCUUAUAUUGUAUGAUACUGGUGCGAUUCGUUAAUGCGACGUUUGAAUUUGUGAACGAAAUUCUAUGGUGCUCAGUACGUACCAUUUAAAUGAAACUUUUCGGUAGAACUUCGGUAUAGUGCUAUUUUUUCGAAGAGCUUCUCAGGAUGUUACAAAACAAAUUUUAGUUGUGAUUUUUUUAACAUUUUGGCCAAUGUUAAAAGAGGAAGGGUUAAACAGACAGAUAAGAGGUUUGGACUUCCCGCCCCCCACCCAUUAAAAUAGGGAACAUUAUAAAAAGGUGUCCAUAUCACAGAGGCAUCCGCUAGAAAAGUUUCAAUUACCCUAAAAUACAGCGGUAUCAGUGGGUGUGUCGCUCAUUAGACAACCUACGUUCCCGUUGUUUGAUUUUCAGCAGCUGUGAAACUUUUUAGGGGUAUUUGUUGGCUUCUUGCCUUUUUAAGGCGUUACGUUCUAUGAAUUGUUCUAUGAAUUACUACUCAAGUAAAAUUCCAUUCGUUCUUUAGCUAUUAUUGUUUUUGUAUACUCAAACGGAUAAAAUUUCGUAUUUACCAGACCGAGAUAGAAAAAUUUCAUCUGAAACACAGCUGCACUGUUGUCAAUUUAGGAAACAUUUGAAAUUCCUAUGAAAGGCACUUUUUUGCGUUGAAACAUUCUGCAAAGUUUCCUUUAUAUUUCUCCUUCUCUAUAGGGUAUAACCACUUGAGACUGUUUUUGUUUUUCGACAAAAUUUAAAAGUUCUCCACAAAAAGGCCUUUUAUCUCUGAAGUCUCGGAAAAUGUGUUGUGGAAAAUAGAUAAAGGUUUUAACAUGGAUACCUUUUUUAGCCUGCUAGCCAAUAUUAUAGACAGCAAAAUCUUUUCUCGCUUCACCCGAUAGGUUUUGCCGAGCGUAGCAACUUUUUAAAUGGGCGUCUUAGGUUACUUACACUACGUGAGGUAUUUUAACCCAUAACUUACUGUCAGACUUGGCUUCAUCAAUUUAAUUUUCGUAUAUCAUUGAUUGCGUGUAAAGUUUCCACCUUACGUUUUCGAGCCGUCCUUCCCUUUCAACAUCUUUCUGAAUGGGUGUUUUAAAUAAUGCUUUUUUUCUAACCUAGACUUUUCUUUGAUAGCCUUAAUUUCGUCGAUGAGGAUGCGUCUUUCUACGUCUUCUUUAGUGUGGUCAUAUUCUCACCUAUACGGAACACCCUAUUUCUGAUCCAGAAACUGAAAUUACUCUCUCUAGUAAAAAAAAUCGUGUUGAAGCAUUCUAAUGGCUUUGAUGAAAGGAAUUGGCAACAACUUUUUUUUACAUGUCCAUAUUUACUGUGGAAUGCAACCAAUUAAACGCACCCUUAUUUGAAUCGCGAGAUAUGCCAAUAAAUACUGCGCCUUUGAUUAGAACAAGUUAAAUAUGAUGGCUCUAACCUAUGCGUUCUUUUUUUUUUUCACAGGCUGAGCGAAUGACAGAAUGCUUUUUCGAGAUGUUAAUUCCCAACCGAAAAGCGCGGAUAACAUGAAAUCUUCUUUGAUUUCCUCCGCGACCCAAAGAAUGUUGCAGAAUCCAGGGAAUCUUUCUGAACUGACGGGCAGCGAUAGGAAAGGGCACCGGAACAUCGGAAGUACAAUUGUCACUGGGUGAAAUUAGGCGUUGGAAAAUUUUCCGACAUUUACUUGACCGACGAAGCCGCUAAAGAUAUCCUCGCCGGAUUACUUCACCUACGCGCUUUCAUUUUGAUAGCGACUUAAGGACAUUUCCGAAAGUUGUAAAUCCUAUUAUCUCAGUUACCGAGGAGAAUGUUAGCGCGGUUUCCCUAUUGCUUUUUCCAGAGUUUAGCCUUCAGUCGUGUUAUUUCAGCACUGACUGCUAUAAACUCCGCGCAAUUGAAAUAGCUUUUUAAAGGGCGGGAUGCCAGUGAAUUUCCCCCCUCUUAACUAAAUGAGUGGAUCGAAAGAGUAGCGAAGCCGCAUUGUCUAAUUGCCUCCUCGUAACGUUUAUUUUGGGAGAAGUUAAUUUAUAAGUUUCCUGUGGAAUUUUAUUUUUUAUUGAGUUGUGGAAUUUUGUAGUUUCCUCAAUAAUACUGAAAAUUAAUUCGAUUUAGGAUGCUUAGUGUAAGUGAUGACCCGUUUAACCCGAAAGUCAAAGGACAAAUUCUCCUUUCUUAUCGCCAUACAUUUUUGACAGCAGACAUGCUUAGCUAGAAGUUAAGUUAUGCAAAAUUUGGUUGAUCGUUUUCUUAAUUCUCACGACAUCUUAUCCUGAUCAAUACCCGAUUUAAAAAUGAGAAAUUAGUCACUGAUCAUCGUUCACGGGUAAAGGGUUUUAAGACGGUUAGUUUACUAGCAGUGACCCUAUCUCGCCCAUGCGAGCAAGCUCUCAAUUUGUUUCCUUUCGCGUGCGGCUCUCGAGUAACCUCCCGCGAACCUCCAAAUGGAGAACUUGAUCGCGCGCGGGCUUUAGAUUACAUUACCCGCCUCGCCUUAAAUUUUACAGCUUGUCUGGAUUUACGAGUGAUUAAGUUCUACGCCUACUCCAUUAGGGGCGUGUAUUGGAAACUUUUAUAGCAGCUGGCUGCUUAGUGGACGGUUUGGGGUCUGAUUGAUAUUAUGCUUCAAAAACGGAACUUUAUAUCUAAGUCUUAUGACACAAAUAAGUCAACGCAACUUUCAAAAACCUUGUCGGUAAUUCUCUUGCUUACAGUGACACUUGUAGUUUCGCGCGGGCUCUUUCUUUCGAAGUUACGUGCAUAUGCGUCGGAGUAAAUUAUUUUGGCGUUCUAUAUUGUACUUCCUAUACUUUGUAACAACUUAUUUAUGGUUCGUUCACCUCAAUGACGAAGAUAGAUCUAUUCUUGUGGUCUUUAGAUCUCUUUCAUACCGGAGACUAGCAGGCUUUAUCUUUUUCCUCUGGUAUUUUAAAAAAUCGCGUUAAAGAACUUAUUAUUCAUAUUUUACGUUGUUGUUGUGGAAUCAAAAGGAGAGCUUUCAUAGACUUUGUCGAGCGCGACCGUACAAACAAAUAAGCUUUUCACUGUCAACCCCGGCUGUCAAACACGAUCAUUCUUUCAAAAACGCGAAAUUUUUAACCUUAAAAUCCUUCGGCAAGUUUACUAAGGUAGCCUUAGAGACAACGAACUUAUUUCCUUUGGAGCUGUUUCGUGAAUCAUUGCCAAAUUCAGAUAGUCGGAACUGACCACCUGAACAAGUCAUAAAAUAGCCAUAACAAAGAGGGAUGGCUUGAAUAACAAGGCAAAUGCUAAAAGAGGAAGGGAUGGGUAAUAAUUGAUGGAUAUUAGAAC